This is a messenger RNA of Aspergillus niger, 291 nucleotides long. RefSeq lists its product as hypothetical. NCBI's taxonomy places the organism in Eukaryota, Fungi, Ascomycota, Eurotiomycetes, Eurotiales, Aspergillaceae. The coding region runs from base 1 to 291 and encodes 96 amino acids. The transcript has a single exon. The record is from RefSeq and is a predicted model, not a curated record.
AUGACACUCUACACUCCCCAUCCCACGGGACUCGAAAUUCUCUCACCCUCCCAAGGCCGCACAUGUGGGUACAGGCCUUCUUCCCGUCCAACCUCUGUUUGGUGGUUGUUCCCACCCGCGAUGAGCGCGGAUUCCUUGGCAAGACCGUCGUCUCCAGCAGAGAGAAAAUCCGACAAGCACAUGGCAAAAGCGGAUGCAAUUAAUAUUUGCCUCAAUUAUGACGAAGCAAGGCUGACACAUAGAAACAUUGACAUUCGGCGUCGAGUCCCCAAUGGCCCAGGUACUCCCUGA